Cydia strobilella is the source of this 3385-nucleotide messenger RNA. RefSeq lists its product as uncharacterized. The coding region runs from base 210 to 722 and encodes 170 amino acids. The transcript is spliced from 5 exons. Lineage: Eukaryota; Metazoa; Arthropoda; Insecta; Lepidoptera; Tortricidae. The record is from RefSeq and is a predicted model, not a curated record.
AAACUCGCGACUCGCGGUGCAGUUAAAUGUUCGUGUUCUCCGUAUGUUUUUUGUUUACGUGAAUUUUGGGUGAAUAAAAAUAGUGAAAGUAGAAACUAAUAAAGCCUAAGUGUUCACCUAGGCUUUGUUGAAGUGAUAUUUACAUAAAACAAUUGGAUAAGAACGAGCUUAGUCCUCAUUUUUUGAAAAAGGAGCACAAAGUCGAGAGCAUGGGUCUCCCGCACAUCACGUCCUUCUGCUGGUGCAUGGGCCUGGAGAGCGGCGCUAGAGUCGUCGGCGCCAUGCAUUUGAUCGCCUCAGGCUGCCUCUUAAUUGUGACCUCGCUAAUGGCGCACGACGCUGGCUCGUACGUCGGCACCAUCGAGGACGAGGGCGACCACAUCUACUCCAUCUGGUACCGGAUCGCUAUAGGCGCGGCCGUGCUGACCACGGUGCACGUGCUACUGGCGUUGGCCUUGUUAUACGCUGUGUAUAAGCGUCAUAUCACGAUCCUCCGCGCAUAUGUGUACAUCAUGUGUAUACUGUACGUGUGUGCUCUGCUUUACAUCAUCAUAACGGCGGCGAUGCGCGGCCUGAGCGGCUCGGGCUCUGAUGUGUUCCUCGCCUUUUUGCAGGCUGUGCUCGUCUUUGGAUUUCUGGCGUACUCCAUCCUGUGCGUCCACAGCUACUACCUGAUGCUGCGCAGCGCGGACGACAUGGAAGGACCUAACAAAGCUUAUUAGACCACACAUGUGAAGGUAUAACUUACUUUAUACACAACUUGGUGGCGGGGCGUCCGUAGAACUUCCCGUGUCUUACCUAAUUCAACGCUGACCACUUUCUUUAUACACGAUGGCUAAAAAAUAAGUGCAUUCCCGUUGCCAGGGAGGUUUUGGGAUUAUAUCGAGCAACUUUUACUAUGGGACCAACCACAAAAUCGCGAAAAAAAAAUUUACCCUCCCAUAGAAAAUGGACCAGCCAAAAUGUAUGAAACAGCCAAAUUUUUUUCGCGAUUUCGGGGUUGGUCCCAUAGUAAAAGUUGCUCAGUAUAAUCCCAAAACCUCCCUGGCAACGGGAAUGCACUUAUUUUUUAGCCACCGUGUAUAGGACAGAGAUAUUUAGAUAGGUACAAGCGUUUACUUUCGAAGGACGAACCUAAUGAUGAACCAGAUUUGUCAAAAUCUGUCUUAAGAUACUGGGUAUUAUUAGAAAUGUUUGUUUGUCCGGCAUAAUUUAUAGGUUUUAUUAUAUAUAUUACCUGUGUAUACGCCAAUGACCUGUUCAUAUUAUUAACUAAAAAAACUUGGCUAUUAAUAGCACCUUCACUCAUGGAGAUGUAAAAACGAUAAUCUAUUAUAUUAUUAUAUGCUCGUAUUGUAAAGCGUAAUUUUAUGUAUUUUUUAGGCCUCCUAGCCUAACCGAUAGUGACCCUGCCUACGGAGCAGGAGGUGCCGGGUUCGAAUCCUGGUAAGAGCAUUCAUUUUUGUUUGUUACAAAUGAUCGUUCCUGAGUUAUGGAAGUUUUCUAUUUAUAAGUAUUUACAUAAUAUCUAUAAAUGUAUUAUGUCAUGUAUAAUGUAUAUUAUAUAAUAUAUAGAAUGAUUACUGUGGGACUAAGUCGGUUUGUGUAGGUAUAAUACACCCUGAAAUGUAAACUGACUAUUUUGCCAUAGUUUACAAUUGUUUAAUAUUUACAAUACAUACGGGUAUGUUCAUUCCCAUUGCAUUUUUGACGAUGUUAUAAGUUUGCCCACCGGUAAUUUAUACACUAAUAAUUCUGUAAAAAAUAAGUUUUUAUGCCAUAGCCUUUAAAAAGAAAUGAAGAAUAUCUGGAACAAUGUGCAGUUUUAUAACGAAAUAAAUAGUUAUACAUAGAUAAAUAAUCACUAUCACACAUAGUAUAAAACAAAGUCGCUUUCCGCUGCCUGUCCCUAUGUAUGCUUAGAUCUUUAAAACUACGCAACGGAUUUUGAUGUGGUUUUUUUAAUAGACAGAGUGAUUUAAGAGGAAGGUUUAUAUAUAUAUAAUUUGUAAAGGUUUUGUGUAAAUUAGUUGAACUACCCGUGCAAAGUCGGGGCGGGUCGCUAGUAUAUUAUAUGUGGCAAACGCCAGUAUUAAUUUCAAAAUAAUUUUAUUAUAUAUAUUAUCUCCGAUAGUGCUAAAUGUGCCUCUUUUCGAUGAUUGUGUGUAGGAAACGAAAGCCAAUUUUGAGGCCUUCCACGACAUUGUCGCUUACGAAAUGUUUUUGCCUUGUAUGGCGGCUACCUCAGUCAAAUGCGUACAGCUCGACAAUAUAGUUCGAAAUGCACUGACACUUUGUUAGACAAGCAAUGAAAUAUUACCAGAACAGACCAAAUACCUUUCAAAAAGUAUUAGAAGAAUGCAAGGGCCUGACACUCUUUGAUAGAGAAAGAUAGUCUUAUUGCGAUUCCUAUAAGAGGAAAGAGAAAAUAGUGCCAUGCUUUGUCCUUAUCACCGACCGGGUUUUUUUUCAUGGUCGGGUUAUGGCAGCAUAGGUAGGAGGCGAUGGCGAAAUACUGAAAUUUAUAGGUGAAAGAGAAAAAGGAUUAUGCUGCCAUACAUUAACCUGUCAAUACAUGAAUAUGUCUUUCUCUUACCCCUGGUCGCUCGGUUUCAUGUCUAUAACUACUAUACUAUGUCUAUGGAAGAAUGGCAUUUCGUAAGCGGCAUUCUAGUGUAACUUUCACAGAAUGAUUUUGACAUACGAGUCGCUUAGCUUCAAACUCGGGUAAACAUGUGGCAGAUUAUGCGCUAUUGGUAUUAAGAAAAGGUAAUAGGGUAGAUAUUUGCUGAGAGGGUCAAAUGGAUUAACCCGAGUUUGAAGUUAAGCGACUUAUAUUUUUUUAGCUAUUUUUUAUAGCCCUCAUAGAUGUUAAUAAUAAAUGACAUUCGGUAGGUACCUAUAUAGCCGUAGCAGUGCUUCAAUAAACCUUUCUGAAAGGUAUAUAUUUAUUCCCCUAAGGCCAUACCAUACAGAUGAAAAAUCUAAAAUUUGCCAUUGAAAUUUUAACCUAUUGUGUAGGAAAUAGAGUUUAUUUUGCGUUGUUUGAAAAUUGAACGAAACAAAGCAAAAGCGACUGUUCCAAUUGAACAUGAUUUAAAUUUUAACUAACUGAAGAAGUACUAUAUGUAGGACCUUCGGCCUUAGGAAGUUAAGGAAAUGAUCCCAUCUAGACUGGUCUCUUAUCUUGAGCUCAUUUGUAACUUUUUUUUGAAAAUAAAAUCAUGAUUAACAACAUGAAUACAAUAAGAGAACAUGAUUAAGUACUGAUAAUAAAAAAAGGAUAAGCGCUUAUUACAGGUUAAGUAAAAUAAAUUAUAUAUCUAAUAAUAUUGUCUUCGGUUACCGCGAUAGUUACUCAUGAAAUAAAACUAUGAAAACGGAU